This is a messenger RNA of Mollisia scopiformis, 1866 nucleotides long. RefSeq lists its product as uncharacterized. The record is from RefSeq and is a predicted model, not a curated record. Lineage: Eukaryota; Fungi; Ascomycota; Leotiomycetes; Helotiales; Mollisiaceae. The transcript is spliced from 4 exons. Bases 133 to 1551 code for a protein of 472 amino acids.
GACAGCGACGGACCUCAGUCACCGGAUAUAAAGAGGAACUUUGCUCCAAAUUCGAACUUCUUACUGAAAAUUACUCCAAUAUCUUUCCUUUCAAUCUCAUUUGGCUUCUGCAUUUCAUUUCAACCAACAACCAUGGAUUCUCCAGCCGACGGUCUUCAAGCUCUAAGCCUCGGUACAGGAUCAAGCAAGGAACUUGUCCGCGUCGAAGACUAUGGCAUUCUCCUGAAGGGAACUACGGAACAGAAACUGUCGCCUCUCGAUAUGAACAUGCCAAGGCUAUAUGGAAGUCGUUGGAUUUUGUGCUUCCCCUUAGCCGCCGGUGCGGAUAGAGCUGAUGUGCAUGAGAAGUUGAAAGAAGGACUAGCUCACACAAUUGCUUCGAUUCCUUGGAUCGCUGGCCAAAUUGGUCCAGCAGAAGGAAGCAAUCCAGAGAGCAAUCGCAUCCAGGUUGUGGAGGGCUUUGGUGGCGUUGAGCUCAAAUUCAAGGACCUCACCAGUAUUUUACCUUCCUAUACCAAGCUCAAGAAGGACAACUUUUCCUUCUCGAAAUUUACAACUUCCCUGGUCUCUCCACUGCAGGUUAUGCAAGCCAUCCAGCCUGUGAUGGCUGCGCAGGCAAACUUCAUCGAAGGAGGACUUCUCCUUACAGUCGGAGUUCAUCAUUCAGCCUGCGACGCAACUGGCCUAGAUACCAUUCUCGAAACAUGGGCGCUGAAUACAACUGCAGUCUCCAGCACUCGAUCCUUCAGCACGUACGAUCCUGUCUCGAACAAUCGCAUGCCUCUCUGUCAGGGGCUACCGGCCAACAUAGCAGACUUCCCAGAGUACAUAAUGAUGCCUUCGGAUGGACAACAGAUGGGCUUUCCAGCUUUCGAGAUGCCGCCAAUGGUAUCGAAGAUCUUCUACUUCUCCUCGGAGCAUCUCGCAAAUCUGAAGACAGCAGCCAAAGCUUACUCAACAAAUGAUGCCCUAUGUGCCUUCUUCUGGCACCACAUGACCGCAGCUCGAAAUCCAACUACCGAUGCUGGCGACAAUGUGAAGACAUCCAACAUCUGCUUUGCCGUCAACAUCCGCAGUCGCACCAGUCCCCCACUUCCUCUGACUUACAUGGGCAAUGCGUCCUUGGCCGCAAUCACACCACGACUUUUGGUAACAAGCCUCAAAGAUCCUGAGUCUGGCCUCAAAUUGGCAGCAGCAGCCAUCCGCAGCGCGGUCAACAAGACCAACACACCCAACCGCAUUCCAAUGACGAUCGGACUCCUCAGCUCGCGACCCAAUGCUCAAGAUUUCAAAUUUGCUUGCCAUGGGUUCUUGGGACCUGACUUGACCGCGACCUCGUGGGCUGACAUUGGUGUUCGAAACAGAGAAUGGGGAGUUCUUGGCAAGCCAGAGGGGUUUAGCAUGCCGUAUGAAGCAGCGGACGGAGCGAUUGCUGUUCUACCUAGAUUGGCAGAUGGUGGCUUGGAGGUUAUGGCUGCUUUGGAGAGCGAGGCCAUGGAGAGGAUGGUGAAAAGUGAAGGAUUUGCGAAGUUUGCUGUGGAUUGGGCUUAGUCUUCAUGCUUUGUCGUAUAUUGAGAGACAAUCAGAGACCAAAAUUUUGCCUGGCAUUGCUAUUCUGCUCGAUUGCAUCUCUUACUGAGCGGACUACAGUAGCAAUCAAAUACAAAGAUAAUAUUAUCUGAGAGCUUGACGGACAACAUAAGGUAGAAAGGUAAAGUUUUCGAGACUCAGAAGGGAGCUGACGUCCUGCUUAUAUCAUGAUAAUCUGAGUUAAUUGAAGUGCAACGAUGUUUUUAAUAUGGUGAUAGUGGUGUUGGAGGAAGAAAGCAGGAUCUCAACCAAUCAAGAGAUACCAUACCUCGUGAC